Molecule: messenger RNA, 457 nt
Organism: Synchiropus splendidus (mandarinfish)
Lineage: Eukaryota; Metazoa; Chordata; Actinopteri; Syngnathiformes; Callionymidae
Gene: uqcr10
Product: cytochrome b-c1 complex subunit 9
Exons: 2
Coding region: 11-199 (62 amino acids)
Biological process (GO): mitochondrial electron transport, ubiquinol to cytochrome c
Source: RefSeq, a predicted model, not a curated record
AUCCACCAACAUGGCGCUGGCGAAGUCCGUGUACAACUUGCUCUUCAGGAGAACGUCUACUUUCGCCAUUACCAUCAUGGUUGGCGCCGUCUUCUUCGAGCGAAUAUUCGACCAAGGUGGUGACGCGAUUUUUGAGCAAAUGAAUCGCGGGAAAUUAUGGAAGCACAUUAAACACAACUACGAGGUGAAAGAAGAGUAACAGCGGCGUGGGGGUCAUCGGGAGAGCUGUUUCCAUUCGUCCUGUCACCGCAGAUCUUCUGGACAUCGAAAACAAGCAGGAGUCAUCGUGGACAUUGUGCUUUAUCUCCAACCCAGAAGGAACCGGGACCCUGUGUGAGCCAAGACCUCUGAGAAGAUGGAGCUUCCCCUCACCUUGUCAUCCCAUUCCUGACAUUUUAGUCCCCGUUCUUGUCACGGAUUGUAAAUGAUUAAAUUAAACGUGUAUUAAUGUCUCAUA